UCCACUCCACUCCAGCUCUGUCUCGUUCUAUCAAAGUUCGAACCAUCGUCUGGUUCAUAUUGAUCAGAGCACUAUCUCGAAACUCUCAAUUUGUCAGAUCUAUUCUUCACCUCCUUCGGAGCAAAAAAAAAAAAAGAAAAAAAAGGAAAAAAAAAAAAGAAAACCCCCAAUUCCUCGCAAAGGGGGUUUCAUUCAAUGGAAACCGAACAUCAUCAUCAUCAUCAUCAUCUUCCCCUCUUCCUCUGCAUGUUCGUAUUCAUCUACCUCCUGGCCCGAUUCGUCGUCUUCCGGAACUGGAGCCCCAAGACCCGACCCGAAGCCUCGAGCUGUUUGAUCUCCCUGGCCCACGGCACUCCCGCCGUGUUCCUCGCCGCCCGGGCCAUCAUCCUCGACCCGACGGCCCGGCGCAGGUUCGCCUCCCCAAACACGGCCUUCCAGAACCUCGUACUUGACUACAGCGUGGCCUACUUCCUCACCGACCUCGUCCACUACCUCGUGUUCUUCCCCUCAGACGUGCUCUUCAUCGGCCACCACCUCGCCACCCUCUUCGUCUUCCUCACCUGCCGCCACGUCGUCUCCCACGGCGCCUCCGCCGUCCUCUCCCUCCUCAUCCUCGCCGAAGUCACCAGCUUCUGCCAGAACGCCUGGACCCUCUCCGCCGCCCGCAGGAACGACGUCGUCUUCGCCGCCAGGCUCUACGAUUUCCUCUCCCCGCCCUUCUACGCGCUUUACUCACUCGUCCGUGGCUUCGCUGGCCCCUAUUUCGUCUACCGGAUGGCGGCGUUUUACCUCAGCGGAGCCGCCGACGCCGUCAUCCCCAGGUGGGUCUGGGUUUCCUGGAUUGUUGUCGUUUUGACGGCGAUUUCUGUAAGCAUUCUUUGGAUUACCAAUCUUUGGAUUGAGUUGUACAGAGAAAGAAUUGGAAAAUUGGUGAAGAAAAUUAGCUAGUUGGAGAAGACAUAUAUAAAUAUUUUGCCUUUUUUCACUUUUGAGUUCUGUUUUUUGAUUUAAUUGUUGUUAUUUUUAUACAUUAAUUAAUUCCCAUUGCUAAUUAGAGAUUA
Molecule: messenger RNA, 1061 nt
Organism: Morus notabilis
Lineage: Eukaryota; Viridiplantae; Streptophyta; Magnoliopsida; Rosales; Moraceae
Product: TLC domain-containing protein At5g14285
Exons: 1
Coding region: 196-948 (250 amino acids)
Cellular component (GO): membrane
Source: RefSeq, a predicted model, not a curated record